Cloeon dipterum is the source of this 857-nucleotide messenger RNA. It is a transcript of the gene Pop4, whose product is annotated as ribonuclease P/MRP subunit POP4. Gene Ontology annotation, biological process: tRNA 5'-leader removal; rRNA processing. Gene Ontology annotation, cellular component: ribonuclease MRP complex; ribonuclease P complex. Gene Ontology annotation, molecular function: ribonuclease P RNA binding. Bases 178 to 831 code for a protein of 217 amino acids. The record is from RefSeq and is a predicted model, not a curated record. NCBI's taxonomy places the organism in Eukaryota, Metazoa, Arthropoda, Insecta, Ephemeroptera, Baetidae. The transcript is spliced from 5 exons.
CGUCGUCGGGAUCGAGAAGCGUGCAGGUGCAGGCAUUGAGUUUUGUUGCUGUUGCUGGCUGCCGAGGAAUCUAUCACUAUCAGUCAACUGGAAAAAAUAUUGCCGAACUUGAAAAGGACAGUCAGCUCAACCGAAGAAAUAAAUACAUAAUUAUUCCACAAAUUAUUCUUAUUAGGAAUGGAAAGCGUUAAUGAUUUGUAUUUAAAAGUAGAUGGAAGGAAAAAUGAAAACUUUUUGUGCAUCCAGACCUGUGAAACAAAAAAGUUUAUCGAAAGUGUUAUACCUGCCAAUGAUCGAGGAGAAAUCGACAAUGAGCUUCGAAAGAGAUUCCCUUUGGAAAUGCCUCCUAAAAAGAAAGCGAUUGUCCGGCAAAAGAAACAAAAGUUGUCCCACAAGGAAAUGGAAAAAUUGAACUUGCGCAAGCUGCCUAAGAAAGGAAUGAAGUACACUGACUAUAUUCCUUUAAAUGAAUUGUGGACUGGCUACAUGACGUCGUACAUCGAUUUAAAUGAAAUCCGCAAUGGAGGUGGAGUAUCUGAGCAAGCGACAUUGCUUUUACAAAAGGCUGACUACCACGGUGCAGUUGUCAAAGUUGUGCGCUCAAGGUGUUUGUCAUUAGUAGGCGUCAAAGGAAUUAUCCUUAUGGACACCAAGAAUACAUUCCAAAUUAUUUGCGAAGAUAACUCAGUUAAAACUAUUCCCAAAUCAUCUUCCCUAUUUGAAGUGCAUUUAGAGGACAUCACUUUCACUGUUUUUGGAAAGCAUUUCCUAACGAAACCAGCAGAAAGGAGCACCAAGAAGAUCAAGCAAAGGGUUGUCAAAGAUUUAUAAUAAAAUUCGUAAAGUUCUGCUGUAAA